Messenger RNA from Metschnikowia bicuspidata var. bicuspidata NRRL YB-4993, 843 nucleotides. It is a transcript of the gene RVS161, whose product is annotated as amphiphysin-like protein. Gene Ontology annotation, molecular function: lipid binding; protein binding. The record is from RefSeq and is a predicted model, not a curated record. The transcript has 2 exons. The coding region runs from base 1 to 843 and encodes 280 amino acids. NCBI's taxonomy places the organism in Eukaryota, Fungi, Ascomycota, Pichiomycetes, Serinales, Metschnikowiaceae. Gene Ontology annotation, biological process: plasma membrane tubulation; endocytosis; actin cortical patch localization. Gene Ontology annotation, cellular component: Rvs161p-Rvs167p complex; actin cortical patch; medial cortex.
AUGUGGAAUGGUUGGUAUGCUGUUUGGUUUAGCUGUAGCUUUCUGGAUAUGUCGUGGGACGGAUUUAAGAAAGCGAUUAACAGAGCCGGUGGCUCCGUGCUCGUCAAAGAUGUGGAUAAAACCAUGGACAAGGAUUUUGACUCCGAGGAGAGAAGAUAUAAAACAUUGAAAACAGCAGGAGAAAACUUGCAAAAGGCGUCGAAAGGUUACCUAGACUCUUUGAGAGCAGUUACGGCAUCCCAGGUAACGAUUGCUGAGAUUGUAUCCAACUUGUAUGAAGAUCCUGGCCAAAAUGGAUCGAUGUACUCUACGUCAGGUAAUUUUUACCUCCAAUCCGUGCGUGAGCUUGACGAAGAGACCGUCAAACAAGUGGACGGUCCUUUCCGCGAGACUAUAUUGGAUCCCGUUACCAAGUUUGUGAACUAUUUCGGAGAGAUUGAUGAGGCUGUCAAAAAGAGAGCGCACAAAAAAACUGAUCUUGACCAGUGCAAGGCAAAGGUCAGAAGACUAGUGGACAAGCCUGCUAAGGACGCAGGGAAGUUGCCACGGGCAGAGAAAGAAUUGGCGAUGGCAAAAGAAAUAUAUGAUGAAUUGAACGAGCAAUUAAAAGCAGAAUUGCCCCAGCUCAUCAGCUUGCGUGUGCCUUUCUACGAUCCAUCUUUUGAGAGCUUGGUGAAGAUUCAGUUAAAGUUCUGCACCGAAGGCUACUCCAGACUCGCUCAAGUACAGCAACAAUUAGACCAGGCAAGCAGGGACGAGUACGCUAACGGUGUCUUGGAUAGCAAGAUUGAUGACUUGCUCACACAAAUGAACGGCUUGAGCAUUGCUAGUUUGGCCAAAUAG